Messenger RNA from Centruroides sculpturatus (bark scorpion), 706 nucleotides. Its product is annotated as zinc finger protein OZF-like. Gene Ontology annotation, biological process: regulation of transcription by RNA polymerase II. NCBI's taxonomy places the organism in Eukaryota, Metazoa, Arthropoda, Arachnida, Scorpiones, Buthidae. Gene Ontology annotation, cellular component: nucleus. The transcript has 2 exons. Bases 1 to 480 code for a protein of 159 amino acids. Gene Ontology annotation, molecular function: DNA-binding transcription factor activity, RNA polymerase II-specific; RNA polymerase II cis-regulatory region sequence-specific DNA binding. The record is from RefSeq and is a predicted model, not a curated record.
AUGUAUCCAUUUCCUUUUUUUUUUUUAGGUGAGAAAAAUAUAAAAUCACGUCAAGGAUUACGCUGCAGUGUAUGUUACAACGUAUUUCCCACAAAAUACAAGUUGGUGUGUCACACGAGGGUUCACACGGGAGAAAAGCCCUUUCAGUGCGAGAUCUGCGGCAAUAAAUUCGGUCAGAAAGCGUAUUUAGUCAACCACCAGAGAGUUCACACGGGACUGAAGCCCUUCGAGUGUCGAGACUGCGGCCAGAAAUUCAGAGAUUCUCCCUCCCUGAGAAAGCAUCACCGCACUCACACCGGCGAGAAACCCUUCGAGUGCUCUGUCUGCUCGGCCAAGUUCAGUCGCAAGGAAAGCCUGAAGAUUCACUUACGAAGUCACACGGGCGACAGACCCUUCGUCUGUAACGUGUGCGGAAUGGCAUUUAUGAGCGGGUCUCACAGGAGAAGACACGAAUUGCGGCACGUGAAAAAAGAAAAGUGAAUUCCGAAAGAUCCGAAUUAAAUACUGAAUUAAAAUUUUAUAAUGUUCAUAUUCCUCUGUGUUAAGAAUUUCGAAAUAUUCUCCGCAUUGUAACAGACUUGGCUUUGAAGAAUACCAAUGUAAGUACACGGAAAAUAAGGUAGUACGUAAUAAAUAUUUCCCCUUUUAUCGUGCCACGUACUUAAUCAUCAUCCUACGAAACACAAUUUAAAAUACGACGUAAUAA